AUCUGUCUCUCCUGUGUCAAUUGUCAACCCAUGCAUAAAGAAAUAAAUACUCUUCGUCAAGUCAAGUCGCUGUCCCCUUCAUUACCUUCCCUUUUAAAAGUAUCGCCGGAGAGGAGGGGGAAACUGAAGAACAGGUUUUUAGAAAGAAAAUCUCUCUCUCUCGCCGGGAUCUGACGCUUUUGCCGGAGAUGUUAAGAUCGGUUUCCAGACCGCGUCUCUUGAGAGAUUUCAAGGGCAACGCUGCAAAUUUCUUCCUGAACCGGUUUGGAUAUGCCUCCUCCACCUCACGUGGUGGCCGGUUGGAAGGCAAGGUCGCCUUGAUAACCGGCGGUGCGAGUGGGUUAGGCAGGGCCGCCGCCUACGAGUUCAUCCAAGAAGGAGCUAAAGUCAUCAUAGCUGACAUAAAUACCCAAGUUGGCCCACAAACGGCGUUAGACCUUGGUCCACAGGCCAACUUCGUAUACUGCGACGUCACUAGCGAGGCCCAAGUAGCAGAAGCGGUGGACUUCGCCGUGGCUCAUCACGGCCAGCUUGAUAUCAUGUACAACAACGCCGGAAUUCCGGGACCGUCGAUUCCCCCGAGCAUUGCCGAUCUCAACCUUGAUGAAUUCGACCGUGUCAUGCAAAUUAACGUCCGCGGCACGAUCGCGGGAAUAAAGCACGCAGCCCGAAUCAUGGUACCCGCGAAAUCCGGCUCCAUCCUUUGCACGGCGAGCAUCAGUGGGCUAAUGGGUGGGCUUGGCCCCCAUCCAUAUACAGUGUCCAAGUUUGCAAUACCCGGGAUCGUGAAAUCUGCUGCCAGCGAGCUUUGCCGUCAUGGUGUCCGCAUCAAUUGCAUUUCGCCAUUUGUCGUUCCAACCCCGCUCGUGAUGGACCAGAUGGCCGUGUUCUACCCAGGCGCCGGACGGGAAUGGAUAACGGAGAUGGUGAAUGGGUUAGGGGAGCUCAAUGGGGCCAAGUGCGAGGAAGUAGAUGUUGCUCGGGCCGCGGUGUUCUUGGCAUCAAAUGACGCCAAAUAUGUUACGGGUCAUAAUCUGGUUGUUGAUGGUGGGUUCACUUGCUUUAAGCAACUUAGGUUCCCAAUACCUGAUCAAAUAUAGUUCAAUAUUGGCAUGUUUGGGAGCACAAUUGCAUUUAGGAAUUUGCAUGUUUGUUUGUGAUGUGUCCCCAGUGUUUCGAACUGUGCUCCACAAACCUCAUGACUGUCAUGAACCGACCUAAUUAAGAAUUUAAGUUGUGACCUGAACCAUAAAAACCCCUUCUUUUUAUUAUCGACUGCCGAAUCCGGUCUCUUUGACAGUGUGUUUGCCAAUAAGGAUCUAAUGGUAAUUGGGCAACGGGCCUCGAAAUUCUGAUUAA
Nelumbo nucifera (sacred lotus) is the source of this 1359-nucleotide messenger RNA. RefSeq names its product zerumbone synthase-like. NCBI's taxonomy places the organism in Eukaryota, Viridiplantae, Streptophyta, Magnoliopsida, Proteales, Nelumbonaceae. The record is from RefSeq and is a predicted model, not a curated record.